Messenger RNA from Exophiala xenobiotica, 1889 nucleotides. RefSeq lists its product as uncharacterized. Gene Ontology annotation, molecular function: serine-type carboxypeptidase activity. The coding region runs from base 109 to 1740 and encodes 543 amino acids. Lineage: Eukaryota; Fungi; Ascomycota; Eurotiomycetes; Chaetothyriales; Herpotrichiellaceae. Gene Ontology annotation, biological process: proteolysis. The record is from RefSeq and is a predicted model, not a curated record. Gene Ontology annotation, cellular component: fungal-type vacuole. The transcript has a single exon.
GACUCUCGCCAGGCUGCUUCGUUACGUUCCGAGUCGCUGUCUAUCCCGUCCCAUAUCUCUGCUUAUUACUCCGUACCCUUCAUCGAUAGCAUCAGGGUAGCCUUCAUCAUGAAAUCUCUUACCACUGCUCUUCUGGUGGGUGUUGCCUCCGCUGCCGUCGCUCCGGCCCAACAGCCGCUACAACUCCCCAAGUCCUUCCCUGCCGCAGCCAAGGAUGCCUUCGACAACCAGCUCCAUCAUCUCAAGGAUGCUCUCAAGGGCCUCACUGCUGAAGCGGCCGCCGUCUGGGACGACGUCGCAGCCCUCUACCCAGAAGACAUGAGCAAAGCCAGCUUCUUCUCCCUGCCCAAGAAACACACCCGCCGUCCCGACCACGAAUGGGACCAUAUCGUCCGAGGCGCCGACGUUCAGAAGGUCUGGGUUCAGAACGCAGAUGGCGAACAAGAGCGACGGAUUGACGGCCAGCUUGACACAUAUGAUCUCCGAGUCAAGUCAGUCGAUCCCAGCUCAUUGGGCGUAGACACUGUCAAACAAUAUUCUGGCUACCUGGAUGACAACGAGAAUGACAAGCAUCUAUUCUACUGGUUCUUCGAGUCCAGAAAUGAUCCCAAGAACGACCCGGUCGUGCUAUGGCUCAACGGCGGUCCUGGCUGCUCGUCUUUGACCGGUCUCUUUCUCGAGCUCGGUCCGUCACGCAUCAACGAGAAGAUCCAGCUCGUCUCGAACCCAUACUCAUGGAACGACAAUGCCAGCGUCAUCUUCUUGGAUCAGCCCGUUAAUGUUGGCUAUUCCUACUCAAGCUCCAGUGUCUCCGACACCGUGGCUGCUGGCAAGGAUGUCUACGCCCUGCUCACUCUCUUCUUCGAGCAGUUCCCCGAAUAUGCCCACCAAGAUUUCCAUAUCGCCGGAGAGUCGUACGCUGGACACUACAUCCCCGUCUUCGCAGCUGAAAUCAUGUCACACAAAAAGAAGAACAUCAACCUCAAGUCACUCUUGAUUGGCAACGGUCUCACCGAUGGGUUGACUCAAUACGAAUACUACCGACCAAUGGCCUGUGGCGAAGGUGGAUGGCCUGCUGUCCUCGAUGAGCAAUCAUGCCAGGCCAUGGACAAUGCUCUUCCUCGCUGCCUGUCCCUGAUCCAGAACUGCUACGACAGCGAGAGUGUCUGGUCAUGCGUCCCAGCCAGCAUUUACUGUAACAACGCACUGCUAGCCCCCUACCAACGAACCGGCCAGAACGUCUACGACGUCCGCGGCAAGUGCAAGGACAGCAGCAACCUGUGCUACCCCGAACUCGGAUGGAUCAGCAAAUGGCUCAACGACAAGACCGUCAUGAAGGCCCUCGGCGUCGAAGUCGACGGCUACGAUUCAUGCAACUUCGAUAUCAACCGCAACUUCCUGUUCCAAGGCGACUGGAUGAAGCCUUACCACCGUUUGGUGCCUGACUUGAUCGAGAAGAUGCCCGUCCUCAUCUACGCUGGUGACGCCGACUUCAUCUGCAACUGGCUCGGUAACAAGGCCUGGAGUGAGGCCUUGGAGUACCCCGAUCACAAGAAGUUCGCUUCGGCCUCGAUGAAGGAUCUGCGCCUCGACGGCAACGGUCGCAAAAUCGGAGAAGUCAAAUCCCAUGGCAAUUUCACCUUCAUGAGGCUCCAUGCCGGUGGCCACAUGGUGCCCCUCGACCAGCCCGAGGCAAGUUUGGAAUUCUUCAACCGGUGGCUGGCGAAGGAAUGGUUUUGAAUAACCAGGCUGGCUGCAGCAAAGGUCUAGAUUGCCGAGAUGAGUUUACCCGCAUGUUCUCGAGAGGACGUCUGUUUGUAUAGUCCUUUUUUGUCCUUGAUGGACGACAAGUUUCAUAGAGUAUCAUAUCCUAUCUGACCAUGAAGAUA